UAGUUCUUCACUACGCAGCCCAACGUGUCCCUGUUCUGUUGACUGGGAAGCCCCUAGCGCGGAGCUGCCAACGCCCGGCGUAAAGACACAAAUAGAGGAUACGAUCUUGAAUGAGUAGUGAAGACUAAAACACAGCUAUGCAGACCAUCAAGUGUGUUGUAGUUGGGGACGGUGCUGUGGGUAAAACCUGCCUGCUCAUCUCCUACACUACAAACAAGUUUCCCUCUGAAUAUGUACCUACGGUGUUUGAUAACUAUGCUGUAACUGUAAUGAUUGGAGGUGAGCCCUACACUCUGGGCUUGUUUGAUACAGCAGGUCAGGAAGACUACGACAGGUUACGACCUCUGAGUUAUCCCCAGACAGAUGUCUUCCUCGUCUGUUUCUCUGUCGUGUCCCCCUCCUCUUUUGAAAACGUCAAAGAAAAGUGGGUUCCAGAGAUCACCCACCACUGUCCAAAGACCCCCUUCCUGCUAGUCGGCACUCAGAUUGACUUGCGGGAUGACCCAUCCACUAUAGAGAAGCUGGCAAAGAACAAGCAGAAGCCCAUCACUCCGGAGACAGCCGAGAAGCUGGCAAGAGACCUCAAGGCUGUGAAAUAUGUGGAGUGCUCAGCCCUCACGCAGAAAGGCCUAAAGAAUGUGUUUGAUGAGGCGAUAUUGGCUGCAUUGGAGCCCCCAGAGCCCAAGAAGAAGCGCAAAUGUGUGCUGCUAUGAGAGGCUCCUCGCUUUUUCAAAUCGCACACACAUAAAACACACACACACAUCUUAAAUACAUACACACAUGCUCCCCCCUUCCCCCCCCCCCCCCCCCCCCCUGCCCCACACCCCCUUCCCUUGCUCUGCUAAGGCUGGUUGACAGAGUUGUCCUCCACAGGGAAGACUAGAAAGAAAACAGCCUACCAAGUUUCAGAUAAUUCUCUGCAAUAAUAAGAAGUUUCACCCUCCCCCCCAAGUCUGAGUUUGGGACAGAAGAUGAACCUAACCUGGCCAACAGGCCGCUGCGGGCUCCGGGCAGGGUGGCAUUGACUCGGACGGGGAUCCAGACAUCAAGCUUACUCACAAGUAGAAUCCAAGUCAUGUCGAGCUUUUGAUAGAUUGAUUUUUAAUUCAGUCGAUGUUGUGGCCUAAUCAACCUGCAGAUGCCCCAACCAUUUAGUUGUCCUCAGCCAAUGUAAAGGUUUCACGGAUAAAAAAAAAAAAAAGCACCCGCCCCCCCCAGCCCCUCCCAGCCGUCUGAUUGGUGGCUGCUCACGCUGCUGGUCCUGUCCCCUCUUGUUGACGAGCACACUCAUCGACCGACCCCUAUGUUCUCUCUCAGCACUACCAGAAGAAACGCUAACAGAGUAGUGUUUUUUUUUUUUUUUUUUUUUGGUUUGCCAACACCCUUUUUCUCCUCAAACACAUAACAAGUCUGAGAUAUAUAUAUUCCAUGUUCCAGAUAGAUGCACUCUCAACCACUAAGGAAACUGUAGGACUGAAAGGACGUGGUAAUUCAGGGCAAUACGGCCAAAAACUCCACACAAAAAUCGAAUCAGUAAAUAUUGCCAUCUUGUAUCCAGUCCUCUUAGCACAGUACAGAGUGGCAGUCCAUUUGGAGCGUGGUAAUCACUUGAAGAGUUAAAGGCAUCCAGUAGUAAUGGGUCUACUAGUCGACCACAGGAAUUGGCCUUUUUAGAUGCAGGGAACUUAAACAGUGUUAGCAGAACAAGCAGUGUGUUCUUCAUGCGUUGCCAGGGACCAAGGGAGGGUAAAACAAGGAUACUGUUUUAAAACAUUGCUCCAUCACCGUACACUUAGAAUGGGUACAGCCGAGACCUCUGUGUAAAACAAACGCGUGGUGUGCACCGGCAGCCAUAUUUAGACAACUGAUUAACAAUCUGAAUUUCCACCAGAAUUCUGUGCCAGGUCAGAAUUCGGUGCCUUCCUGUAGCGUGUUUAUCCAGGCUUGUAUGUCUGAGGCGUGAAGGGCUGUCCGCUCCGUUGUACCCUUUCGAACUGUACACUGCUGGGUGUAGCUGAGCCUUGGUCUCUGUUCUAAAUGAUAGGUUUAACAGAUGUAAUUAUAAUGUAAGCUGGCACACAAUGUUGAUGUAGGCUCCAGGUGUUUUUACCAAAAUCUUUUUUUUUUUUUCUUCAUUUUUUUUUUCUGUUUGUGCUGUUUUUUUUAUUAUAUAUUAUAUAUAUAUAAAUAUAUAUAUAAAAAAAAAAGGUUACUUUCACUCCUUUUCCAUUAGGGGUCGGAACUCAUCUGAACUCUUACCUGCCAGUUUAUACCAAGAAAACCUGUGAUUGGUUUAGUCAAAUAAAAACCUCCAAUGGCAGAGAGACUGUUUUGGUUAAGAUUAUUUGUGAUUGGUUGUUUUUCUUUACUGGUGGCUUAGAGUUGGGUCGACGUCCAGCCCAAGUCAGUAUAAUUAUUAUAACCUGUUGUUGUUUUGGUGCAAAACCAAAUGCUUUGUCUAAAGUCUUUGUUCUUUGUAUAUGCAUUCUUUUCAAAAAUAUUAAACUUAUACCUUAAUUGCCUUUA
This is a messenger RNA of Thunnus maccoyii (southern bluefin tuna), 2526 nucleotides long. Its product is annotated as cell division control protein 42 homolog. The transcript has 6 exons. Lineage: Eukaryota; Metazoa; Chordata; Actinopteri; Scombriformes; Scombridae. Gene Ontology annotation, cellular component: dendritic spine. The record is from RefSeq and is a predicted model, not a curated record. The coding region runs from base 138 to 713 and encodes 191 amino acids. Gene Ontology annotation, biological process: small GTPase-mediated signal transduction; modification of synaptic structure. Gene Ontology annotation, molecular function: GTPase activity; GTP binding.